GUUUGUGCGCCAACACAAUGAGGUGCAUCAUUCUUGAUAAUUUUGUUAAUAAUAUUCUUAUUAAAAAUUGACAAAUGUUUAACGUAAUUAUUUAGCAAUAAAUAAAAAUUUAACAUAUAAAUUAAAAAAAUGUCUAAAGUUAAAGUUACUGCGGAAUGGAAAAAAAGGGUAAGAUCGGAGUACAUGAGACUCCGACAAAUGAAAAGAUACAAGCGAGCUGAUGAAGUUAAAAUAGCUUGGAAUCAAAAUCGAAAAGUUAUGACAGAUUUAUUAGUAGCAGAACAAAAACGGUGGGCAGAUGGAAAAGCAACGUGGGUAGCGAUGCAAGAUGUCCCAGCCCACGUGUCAUGCAUGAAAAAAGCCGAGGUUACGAGCUCUGAAAACGAUACCCAGACAUGUCCGGUGAAAAUAAUAAACGCGGUGACUCCAAUUCCCACAAUGUACACCUGGGCGCCUAUCCAGCAAAAUUUUAUGGUAGAAGAUGAAACUGUUCUUCAUAAUAUUCCUUACAUGGGUGAUGAAAUCCUUGACCAAGACGGUACCUUCAUUGAAGAACUUAUCAAAAACUACGACGGAAAGGUUCAUGGCGAUAGAGAGUCAGGUUUCAUGGACGACUCAAUAUUUAUUGACUUAGUCAAAGCACUGAUAACUUAUGAGAAAGAAGACAAAGAACGUGAACCAACCCGUAAAGUUCGUGAUAAAGAUGACAAAGAUAAAAAAGAUAGUGAACCACGUGCUGAUAAAACUGCCGAUGUCAAAGAACUUAAGCCUCCAGGACGAUCUCCUUCAAUGCAAAUUUUUAAUGCCAUCUCCAGUAUGUUUCCUGACAAAGGAAGUCCUGAGGAAUUGAAAGAAAAAUAUAUCGAGCUGACAGAACGUUCAGAUCCAAAUGUCCUACCGCCCGAGUGUACUCCGAAUAUUGAUGGUGUCAAUGCUAAAAGUGUACCAAGAGAACAAGUCAUGCACUCGUUCCACACUUUGUUUUGCCGUAGAUGUUUUAAAUAUGACUGUUUUCUCCACCGGCUGCAAGUUUGUCAUCCGGGACCGAAUCUGCAGAAGAGAAAGGGUCCGGACUUGAAACCUUUCUCGGACCCCUGCGGGGCUGAGUGUUACAUGCAUUUAGAAGGAGUGAAGGAAAAAUUAGCAGCGCAGGCAGCUGACAAUAAGGACGAUGAUGCUGAUGACAAACGGGGACCGCGUAAGGUUCGUAAGCAAGCGAGUGUUGACUCGGGAAAUGAAGCCAGCAGUGAGGACAGCAAUGACAGCAAUAAGUACAGUCAAAAUGGAAACUGUCAAGAUUUCAAGCAGAAUGUAAAUCAUGAUUCAAAGGCUGAAAAAACUGAAGAAGAACAAGCGCAACCGGAACACCAGUCGCCCUUCAUGUUACUGGGUCUUGACAAACGCGUAAAGACGGACAGUCAAUUUAUUUGGACUGGCUCAGAACAAAGUAUCUUCCGUGCUCUAUACAAAGCGUUCCCUGGGAAUCCUUGCGCUCUGGCGCAGGCGAUGCUGACGAAAACCUGCAAAGAAGUUUAUGAGUUCGCGCAGAAGGAGGCGCAUGACAUUCCCGCGGUGGAGAGUCUCAAAGAUUACACGCCACCGCGCAAGAAGAAGAAGAAACAUCGUCUCUGGUCAAUGCACUGCAGAAAGAUUCAGCUGAAGAAAGACUCGGGAGCCAAUCACGUCCACAACUUCGCGCCUUGCGAUCAUCCUGGCAGGCCAUGUGACAACUCGUGUCCGUGUAUACAGGCGCAGAACUUCUGUGAAAAGUUCUGUCAGUGUUCAACGGAAUGCCAGAACAGGUUCCCCGGUUGUCGCUGCAAGGCUCAGUGUAAUACAAAACAGUGCCCUUGUUAUCUUGCUGUACGUGAGUGCGAUCCCGAUCUGUGUCAAACUUGCGGCGCGGAUCAGUUCCAGGUCACUCAGAUAUCCUGUAAAAAUGUGAGCGUACAGCGCGGGCUGCACAAGCAUCUUCUGAUGGCACCGUCGGACGUCGCUGGCUGGGGAAUUUUUCUCAAGGAAUCUGCGGUUAAGAAUGAAUUCAUAUCCGAGUACUGUGGAGAGAUCAUCAGUCAAGAUGAGGCUGAUAGACGAGGCAAAGUCUACGACAAGUACAUGUGCAGUUUCCUGUUCAAUCUCAACAAUGACUUUGUGGUCGACGCGACGCGCAAAGGAAACAAAAUCAGGUUCGCAAACCACUCGAUAAAUCCCAACUGCUAUGCAAAAGUCAUGAUGGUAAAUGGCGACCACAGGAUCGGAAUCUUUGCCAAGAGAGCGAUACAACCCGGAGAAGAAUUAUUCUUCGACUACAGAUACGGACCAACUGAGCAACUAAAAUUCGUCGGAAUCGAGCGAGAAAUGGAAUUCCUCUGAUCCCACUUCUCCCGUACUCUACAAAUUGUAAAUACAUCGCGUUCCAAUGGAUUAAUCUACUAAUUAAUUUCAUGUUAUUACACAUUUGCUUGAUAAAUUAUUUUGAUGUCUAUAGACAUUUUAAUAUUUUUAUAUACUUUGCUAUUUAUUCUAGCAAGUAAUUUAAUUAUUAACAUUUAAGUUUCAUCCCAACUAUUUUUUUUUUUGCAAUUUACUAUCGAUCUGCAUCUACAAGUAAUCCGAUACAUUUAUCGAUUUUUAUUUUUACAGUAUACAUUUUAUAAAAAAUGUACUUUUUUAUUUUAUUUCUCCCUUUUAUUUUUAUUUUUCCUUUUUUUGUAGAUAAUAAAUUCGAGUAUUUUUUUA
Messenger RNA from Microplitis demolitor, 2739 nucleotides. RefSeq names its product histone-lysine N-methyltransferase E(z) (gene E(z)). The record is from RefSeq and is a predicted model, not a curated record. Lineage: Eukaryota; Metazoa; Arthropoda; Insecta; Hymenoptera; Braconidae. The coding region runs from base 130 to 2373 and encodes 747 amino acids. Gene Ontology annotation, molecular function: protein binding; histone H3K27 methyltransferase activity. Gene Ontology annotation, biological process: chromatin remodeling. The transcript has 8 exons.